Molecule: messenger RNA, 614 nt
Organism: Calidris pugnax (ruff)
Lineage: Eukaryota; Metazoa; Chordata; Aves; Charadriiformes; Scolopacidae
Product: mediator of RNA polymerase II transcription subunit 27-like
Exons: 4
Coding region: 21-614 (197 amino acids)
Biological process (GO): regulation of transcription by RNA polymerase II
Cellular component (GO): mediator complex
Molecular function (GO): transcription coactivator activity
Source: RefSeq, a predicted model, not a curated record
GCUGGGCCCGGCCGGCCAAGAUGGCGGAGGGGGUGCUGAGCCCCGGGGUGAACCUGGAGGCCUUCUCCCAGGCCAUCGCCGCCAUCCAGGCGCUGCGUUCCAGCGUGACCCGAGUCUUCGACUGCCUGAAAGAUGGGAUGCGAAACAAGGAGACCCUGGAGGGCCGCGAGAAGGGCUUCGUGGCCGCCUUCCAGGAGAGCCUGCACUCUGUCAGCCGCGACCUGGGUGAACUGGAGCGUCUGAGCAACCUCGUUGGUAAACCAUCUGAGAACCACCCCCUGCACAAUAGUGGACUCUUGAGCUUAGAUCCCGUUCAGGACAAAACACCUCUUUACAGCCAACUUCUUCAAGCCUACAAAUGGUCAAAUAAGUUGCAGUACCACGCCGGGCUAGCAUCUGGUCUUUUGAAUCAGCAAUCUUUGAAACGUUCAGCCAACCAGAUGGGAGUAUCUGCAAAACGCAGACCAAAAGCCCAGCCAACAACUCUUGUCUUACCUCCUCAAUAUGUUGAUGAUGUGAUCAAUCGCAUUGAUAGGAUGUUCCCUGAAAUGUCCAUCCAGCUAUCCCGGCCAAAUGGGACCUCGGCGAUGCUUCUGGUGAGUUGGAUCAUUUAA